Ylistrum balloti is the source of this 2444-nucleotide messenger RNA. Its product is annotated as H(+)/Cl(-) exchange transporter 6-like. The transcript is spliced from 23 exons. NCBI's taxonomy places the organism in Eukaryota, Metazoa, Mollusca, Bivalvia, Pectinida, Pectinidae. Gene Ontology annotation, biological process: transmembrane transport; chloride transport. The record is from RefSeq and is a predicted model, not a curated record. Gene Ontology annotation, molecular function: voltage-gated chloride channel activity. Gene Ontology annotation, cellular component: lysosomal membrane; intracellular membrane-bounded organelle. The coding region runs from base 1 to 2376 and encodes 791 amino acids.
AUGGAAAACGACUUUACCGUUACAGAAUUGUUGCAUUUUAAUAUUGAUGACGUCACUUUGCAGCGCCCUCUACUCGGUACAAACCACCACAGACAGAAUAUAUUACCCAGAAAAGACUAUGAAAGUCUUGACUAUGAUCGAUGCUUUAACAAACCGUAUGAAGUUUAUGUUGAUGAACUUAGUCAACGACAGUCUGCCACGAAGCUUGCGAUUAUAAAGUGGGUAGUCACCUUCAUAGUUGGGUUCCUGACCGGAAUGGUGGCGCUUUUUAUUGACUUUGUUGUGAAGAAAUUGUCCAAGUUGAAAUUUGACACUGUUGAAGACUCUAUUCUACAAUGUUCUCGAGACGGAUGUCUUGUUCUAUCCCUAAUAUACUUGCUUUUAUUCAACGUAGGUUUUGUGAUAGUAGCCUCCAGCCUAGUGGUCAUAGAGCCAAUUGCUGGAGGUUCGGGUAUCCCGGAAAUCAAAUGCUAUCUGAACGGGAUCAAAGUUCCUCGGGUUGGACGUCUUCUGACUUUGGUCAGUAAGAGUAUAGGCGUUCUCUUCAGUGUGGCAGGAGGGUUGUUUGUUGGUAAGGAGGGGCCUAUGAUUCACAGCGGCGCGAUCAUCGGAGCAGGCGUUCCUCAGUUCCAAAGUAUUGCGUUUAAGAAGGUGAAUUUGAAGAAAUAUAGUUUCUUCCGUACAGACAGAGACAAACGAGAUUUUGUUUCCGGUGGAGCAGCAGCAGGUGUGGCAGCUGCCUUUGGAGCUCCAAUAGGAGGGGUGUUGUUCAGUCUGGAGGAGGGAUGUUCCUUCUGGAACCAGUCCCUCACCUGGAGAACUUUUUUUUGUUCAAUGGCUGCAACAUAUUCCUUGAAUUUCUUCCUGUCCGGAAUCGACACGGACAGUUGGGGCUACUUCUAUCUGCCAGGAUUAAUUAACUUCGGGGUGUUUAAGUGUACGAAUGAGAGCGGGAUCGGCUGUCGUCUUUGGGAUAUUACUGACCUAGCGAUCUUCAUCGUAAUGGGAUUCAUUGGAGGCCUGAUGGGAGCUUUGUUUAACAAAAUCAACACUGUCAUCACCAAGCAUCGUAUGAAACACGUCAAUAAAAAACACAAACUCUUCAGGAUUUUAGAAGCAACACUUGUAGCGUCAGUGACAACCUCCGUUUCGUUCGGUGCUUCUAUGGCCGUUGGAGAAUGCUCGCAGAUCCCGCAAAAUCUUGUGAAUGGAUCAUCUAGCACUAUCGAGGACACUGUUCGGACGUACUUCUGUUCUGAUGGCUACUAUAACGACAUGGCUACGCUCUUCUUCAACUCACAGGAGGAGGCUAUUAAACAACUGUUUCACCAACCUGAAACCAACGGUUUCAGCCUCCGGACCCUGGGACUAUUUCUCUUGUUUUUUUUCUUUCUGGCCUGCUGGACAUAUGGUACCAACGUGCCGAGCGGGUUAUUUGUGCCGUGUUUACUCUGUGGCGCCGCCUAUGGACGAUUUGUAGCACGACUCUUAGUAUUACUUGGGUACGGGAACGAAGCCAUUCAUUCCGGUACAUUCGCACUCAUCGGAGCCGCUUCCUUCCUUGGUGGGGUAGUACGAAUGACAAUAAGUCUUACCGUGAUUCUUAUAGAAUCAACCAACGAGAUUUCGUAUGGUCUGCCACUCAUGCUGGUGUUAAUGGUGGCGAAGUGGUCUGGUGAUCUCUUCAACGAGGGUCUGUAUGAUAUACAUAUAAAACUGCGUGGCGUUCCGUUACUGGAGUGGGAGGUUCCGUCAGGGAUGGAAAGGUUGAAAGCGGUAGAUAUAAUGGAGCGAAAACUGCAUUUCUUAUAUCGAAGAACGAGGGUGCAAUCUUUAAUACAAAUUCUCAGAACCACCGCCCACAACGCAUUCCCUGUAGUGUCUAUCAUUGAGGACAAACAGGCAGGGGAUUCGACUGCAGACGAACCUCACUCGCCUACGGAGCACGAUAUUCCGAAAUACGUUCGUCUCCGUAUGGAUGGCUUAAUACUGAGAUCACAAUUGGUCACGCUGCUGAAAAAUGGAGCCAUGUUUGACGAAGACAAUGCGAGGACGAGCCAAUUAGAUCUCAGCUACGAGGAAAUGACGGAGGAUUAUCCCCGAUACCCAGACAUAUAUGACGUCACGAAAACACACGACCUGAACCAGCUGAAACUGGUGGAUGUUGUGCCCUAUAUGAAUCCAUGCCCGUAUACCGUUUACCCUACCACGCCGGUGCCACAAGUGUUCAAUCUCUUCAGAAGUAUGGGACUCCGACACCUACCUGUCGUCAGUCACGAGGGACAGGUAUUGGGGAUGAUUACACGACAUAACCUAACUCACGAGUUCCUUGAAGCAUGUCUGGAGGAGCUUCACGAAAACACAUGCCUAUCCUGAGCACGAUACUGCUCUCUUCUGCAUACGGAACAAUAGAAUGUCUUUGUUUUGGUAAACAAACUAAAUGU